Molecule: messenger RNA, 7162 nt
Organism: Malaclemys terrapin pileata
Lineage: Eukaryota; Metazoa; Chordata; Testudines; Emydidae
Gene: PPM1H
Product: protein phosphatase, Mg2+/Mn2+ dependent 1H
Exons: 10
Coding region: 234-1772 (512 amino acids)
Biological process (GO): protein dephosphorylation
Molecular function (GO): protein serine/threonine phosphatase activity
Source: RefSeq, a predicted model, not a curated record
GCUCCUCGCACUGGGAGGGGGAACCUGCUGCUGCUGCAACCAGCGCUCCACAGCCGCCGCUGCUCCUCGCUCGUCCCUGCUGGUGAAUUUCCUGGCCGCUCGCUCCAUGCAGCUCCUCCAUUGCGGAAGUGUGGCGGGGGCAGCCUGAGGAGCGGCGUACCGGCUGGGCUGGCCCUUGGUGCGCCCGGCUCCCCGCGCUGGAGGGUGCUGCGGGGGCGGCCGGCGGGAGUAACAUGCUCACUCGGGUGAAGUCUGCCGUGGCCAAUUUCAUGGGCGGCAUCAUGGCUGGCAGCUCGGGCUCGGAGCACGGCAGCGGCUCGGACUUGCCCCUGCGCUUCCCCUACGGGAGACCCGAGUUCCUGGGGCUGUCUGCGGACGAGGUCGAGUGCUCCGCCGACCACAUCGCCCGGCCCAUCCUCAUCCUCAACAAGGAGACCAAGCGCCUGCCCUGGACCACGGGAUACGCCGAGGUAAUAAAUGCAGGGAAGAGCACACACAAUGAAGACCAAGCAAGUUGUGAAGUGCUUUUUGUAAAGAAGAAAACUGGAGGCACCAAUUCCACACCAAAUAAAAACACGUCCACCAAACGAAGAUCCUCAUUGCCAAAUGGAGAAGGACUACAACUGAAAGAAAACUCGGAAAAUGAUGGCAUCAAUUUGUACUACUGGUCACUGUUUGACGGACAUGCUGGAUCUGGGGCAGCUGUUGUAGCAUCCAAACUGCUUCAUCACCAUAUUGUGGAGCAGCUGCAGGAGAUUGUGGAGAUCCUGAAGAACUCUGCUGUCCUUCCCCCAACCUGCCUAGGAGAGGAGCCAGAAAGCAUGGUCACUAACAGCAGAACUCUAACCAGGGCAGCCUCCCUGCGUGGGGGGGUUGGGGCUCCGGGCUCACCCAACACCCCUCCAACACGCUUCUUUACAGAGAAGAAGAUCCAACAUGAGAGCCUUGUUACUGGAGCUAUUGAAAGCGCAUUCAAAGAAAUGGAUUUACAAAUAGAGCGAGAGAGGACUGUUUACAGUAUAUCUGGUGGCUGCACAGCCCUUGUUGUUGUGUAUAUGCUGGGGAAGCUCUACGUGGCAAAUGCUGGUGACAGUAGGGCCAUAAUAAUCAGGAACAAAGAAGUUAUUCCAAUGUCUUCAGAAUUCACUCCUGAGACUGAGCGUCAGCGACUACAAUAUCUGGCUUUCAUGCAGCCCCACUUGCUGGGUAACGAGUUCACACAUUUAGAGUUUCCAAGGAGGGUGCAGCGUAAGGAAGUUGGGAAGAGGAUGCUCUACAGGGACUUUAACAUGACUGGCUGGGCAUACAAAAGCAUUGAAGAGGACGACUUGAAGUUUCCCCUUAUAUAUGGAGAAGGCAAGAAGGCUCGUGUCAUGGCAACUAUUGGAGUAACUAGAGGACUUGGAGACCAUGACCUGAAGGUGCAUGACUCCAAUAUCUACAUCAAACCUUUUCUGUCCUCAUCUCCCGAGGUGAGAGUCUACAAUCUUCUGCAGCAUGAGCAUGGACCAGAGGAUGUGCUGAUCUUAGCUACCGAUGGACUCUGGGAUGUAUUAUUAAAUGAAGAAGUGGCAGAAGCUGUCACAAACUUCCUACCAAACUGUGACCCUGAUGAUCCCCACAGAUACACGCUAGCAGCUCAGGACCUGGUGAUGCGAGCCAGGGGAGUGCUGAAGGACAGGGGCUGGAGAAUAUCCAACGACAGACUGGGCUCAGGAGACGACAUUUCUGUCUAUGUCAUUCCUUUAAUACAUGGAAAUAACUUGUCAUGAAAGUAGCACUGACAAUGAUAAUGGGAGGGUGGUCUUUUUAGGAAGAGCCUUUGAAAAGACAUGAUGUUCAGAUCUGACCAGGACAGUUCUGAUUGAUGUAAUUUAAUCUAAACUCAUGCUGGAAGGCGAUGUUUCUGCCCAAAGGUAGGGCUCUGCACAUAUCCUGUACACGAUUAAAGGUAUCUCUUAAGGUUACAGCUUCCCUAUAUUAAUGGUUUUUGGUGCUUAACAGGAAUGGACUUAAAUGCUGGUAAUAUGUUAUGGAUUGAUGGUUCCCUGUAUUGUCCCUCCAAGUGAGGACCCCAUUGUGACCUGAAACAGGACUUAAUCUUUUUCAGUUUACCAUGUGGCUUGAAACAGCCAUUUUCAAUUUUGAAAAUAGAAACAGGGAUUGAAAGCCAGUGAGGCUCUCAACAUCCCCAAGAUGACUGAAGUCAUGGCCUUGGGAUGGGUCAUUUAAAAAAAAAAAAAAAAGUUAAAACUUGAUCUGACACUUGACGUUAUUGGUCAUUACGAGUAAUUGUCAUUCUUUUUCCAUUGUCAUUCUUUUUCCAAAAUUGUACAUGUAUGAUUGAAUUCUCAUUUUUCCCACUUAAACCCCCUUCAGAACUCUCUGGAGACUUUACAGGUCCUUAUUUCACACGUUUUGGUGGCAAAACCAAGACUGUCCUUGUGACUUGGUCUAACUCACCACAGCCAAGCCAUCUGCAAAAAUUGCCCUGGCGAGUAGGGCACAUUGUGUCGUUACAAGAAUAAAUCUUGCAACAGGAAUUUUGUCAAGAUUUCCUUUGAUGUGUAACCAUGAUGUACCAGAUCUUGACUUGAUGCAGAGUUCCUCUGGAAGCCAAGGUUUCUUUGGGUCGGGCUACCCUGCAGCUCAGGUAGACUGACUCGUGCUAGCAGGGCUCGAGGUAGUGCACUAAAAAUAGCAGGAUCAACAUUUCAGCUCAGGCUGGAGUUUGAGCUCUCAAGUCUAAGAGGUCCGUGGGCUUGAGAGGCUGAGCUCCAGUCUGAGCCACAAUGUCCACAUUCCUAUUUUUAGCACUCGAGCUUGAGUCCGUCUGCCCAGGCUGGGAGGCUUGCUCCUCGCUGGAGAGUAGACGUACCAUUUGGGACCUAGGAUUUUCAUUAUUUGGCUGGUUCUGUCUGCUUUAUGAUGCAUCCUGUUGAAAAGAUCACUGGACAUACAGUUUAGCGAUCAGUGUUCAGUAAAUGUAUUUUGUCUUCGGAGUUUGGGUUUAAUUGGGUGUCUAUGGUAAAUGUUAUUGUUCUAGUUAUUAACCCAGAAAUACAGAUAGCAACCUUAUUGAAAAGCCUUUCACUUCUGUCUCCCUUAUUAUUCAUCAUAAAAGCCCUCUGCCCUGCCCCCAUCAUCAGAGUCCCAUGCUCAGAAGGUGGCAACACACUCAUAACUCUGCACCUUUUGGUACCAGGGGUCGAGGAUUAAUGCGUUAGUGGAAGUCCUUGGCUUGCUUGGUCUCCUCUGCCAGUUGCACUCACUUGAUGUUAAGAAAAAUCUCUCUAAAUAAGAUACCAGCGUAGAAGCAACAGUGCAACAGGAAACCAUUCAGGCAAAAUGCAGUGCAAACAUAGCCAGUGUAGUGCAAUAAUUGGAGGUGUGAUUUGCAGUUCAUGUAGCCAUACCCACGCUAGCCUUAAUCUAACUAAUCUGGCUAAAAACAGCAGUGAGCUUCAGCGUGGGCUAGCAAUGCCAGGGUGUGCCCAGAGGUCCCGGGGAGCUUGGACAGCCUCUGCUGACACCCACACUGCUGCGUCUUAACUGUUAUUGGGACCUGGGCUAGCUAGAUGGUUAUGGCUCCACAGACCGCAAAGCACAGCUCCGAUUGCAAUGCAGACAUAGCUGCAGUUACUGGUCUAUAAACAUAGAACUCUCUUCACUGCCAGUGAUUUCAAUCCUUUUUUUCAGAAUCUGCUAACAGAUAGCUGGGUCUUCAUGGCUAGCGAGCUCCCUAACUGUCUACUGCUGGAGCUGCUGAUCCCAGUUUGUAAAUAAAAUUGGCUAGCUAGGAGAAAUGCAGUUGACAUAAUCCUAUAAAUAUGGGAGAGCUAACUAGACACCUCACAAAUGGUAAGUUUGUCCCAAAGGAGAAAGUGCCCGCUUUAACAAGUGGAUGCCGCGUCCUUUGCAUUCCCUGAGGUGGUCACAUUUUCUUCUAAAUAGGACAGGCCUGGAGCCUUCCAACGGAGUAAUUUAUUAUGUGCUACGUAAACAAGGUACCGUGUGUUUUCAGUGAAGCUCAACAGGUGUUUAGUUCAAUCCGUGGCACUACAAGGGCUGCUAUGCCACUUUGAUGUGCAAGUACAACAAUCCCAGUGCACCAGACUUAAAAGCCCCUCCCUGUCAAUAGUAAGCAGGAGUUCCAAGUUGAAACGAGACAGUGCUGUGUGGAUAAUUUGGCUCAAACGUGCCCCAAGUGUAUGAUUGUAGCCUGCAAACCGUUCCAUGGAUUCCACAGUGCCUGCGUGUGAUAGCACUGCAGAAAACACGGCUGGUUCACAAUCCAGAGCCUACAUAAAUCAGCAGCAUAUCUGCUUAUGUAUUGCUGUGCUUUACCUUUUUUGCCCUUACCCCUUUUUCUUUAUGCAAAUGGAAAGAGAGAUGCAGAUUUGAAAUCUCACUGAGUCUAGAACAUUUUCCACAUAAUCUCUCAUAUGUUUUAUAGUUUAAGCAAGAGCUUUUUCCUCAUGCACCUAUUUAUUUUUUCUUUGUUUGGCCUAGUAAACUUAUCCAUGUACUUUUUCAUGGGUUUUGUAGCUGUGUAGUCCUCAAUGAUUCAGUUCACUUAAAUCAGGAGAGAAACAAUGGCAAAUCCUUUUGAGCGGUACUAACAGGAGGGAGCACUGGUACAUCUCAAGAUAAUGCCUAUGGUACUGGCUGUGAGCCUGAUUGAUACAAAUGCAAUGCCAGUGUGUUAUCCUUGAUUUUAGUUAGAAGCAUGGUGUCUACAGCUGCCAUCAUUCAGAAGACAGGAAGAAAGAUCUUUGAAUUGAAACUCAUUCAUCUGCAGUGCAAUAUGUGACUCUGCAUUACAGCAAGAUUUAGAGUAUUCCUGUCCUUAAACUGCAAUGGAAAAAUAUACCUUCCCAUUUAACAGCCUUUUUAAAAGUAACCUUAAAAGUGUUUGGCACCAACAGUGAGGUGCAUAAAUCAAAAGUAGCAAAAUGACUCUUAGCAAAAUCUUCCCAGCAUUGCUAUUGCUUUGUGAAUUGAGCUCAGUAGGUUUUCUUGUUUUUUCAUUCAGACUUCCACCACCAUUCACCUCAUCCCUCUGCAGCUAGCAUGUCUAGAUCAUGGUGUUGGCUUCCAGAGCACUUCCUGGAAAGGCCAAAAGCACGUCACUCAGAACACUGAGAAAGAAAACAGAGACUCUCGAAUUCUGUGCAAACUGAAUUGCAGUCAAGUCCUUGUUUUAAUGAGCUCUAAGGAUGUUCUAGUUUAAUAAAAAGCUUCCCAGUCAAACAUAAGUUUACUGUAAUUGUGCUGGUGUGUUUUGUUUUGCUCUUCAUUCAAAACCUCUUAGGCAUGCACAUGCUUUCCUUGUGAGAAAUGUCUGCCCAAUAUAACGUGCUCUGAUACAAUGCUGUCGUAGCCUGGCUUUUAGUAUAAAUACCUUCUUACCACCUCUGUAUAGCAUUCCAUACUUUUCUCCAAAAUGUGAUGCUUUUAGGAGGCAGGAGAAUAUUUAGGAGUGGGGGAGAAUUAUUGAAAAGAUAUUCAAGUACAUCUUGUUUUAUCAUAGACUCUUGCUUCCGUUUGUAGAUUUCAGCAUAUUAUGGGUCACAGCAGCAAACAUUUCUGAAGGCAAGUAGAAAGCUUUGAAAAUUUUCUUCCCACCUAUGACCACUGUUGUGUGCAUGCCAUUUUCCAGCAAGAAGAUUUUGUGCCUUAAAGGCACUACUUCAGUAAUAAGGCACACUCCAUUGGGACAGCAAAUCUCAGUCCCUGUGCCCCAAUACCCACAUGCGCCCAUAAGGGAUCAGCACAUAGAAAAGCUCUCAUUUUGAUAGAAUAUUUGACAUGCAGGAAUUGGACUGCCUAGGAAUGAUCAACUAUGGUAAUAAUCCUGCUGUGCCAAUCAAUAAUGCUGCUUCACAAUGCUAUCCCCCUCCAAUCAAGCAGUACUAUUUACAAAAUCAGGCAAGUCAUCAAAUCAUAGACUAAUACAAAUUAUAUAUGGAAAAUGACUAAUAAAUCAUCUAGUCUAUCUCUUCUGCAAAUGCUGGAUAACUCCCUAAGCUUUUUUCCCAAGUGCUUGCGCCAGUCUUAUUUUAAACAUCCCAAGCAAAGUGACUUCCUCUAUUCUCCUUUGAAUACUAUUCCGUACGCUAAUACAGCUGCCUCUCAAACUUUCUCCUGCCUAUGCGGCCAAAAAUUUCUCUUGCUUAAUUUAAUGGAAAGCCCAGAUAUUUCACUAGGUAACCAACAGAGUUACAUUCUCUGAGUGAAUACAUAAUCAUACCACCUGAGAGAGCUCGUUGUCAAUAGCCCCUGCACCAGAAAAGAGAGAGAUUUCCUAAUAAAUUGAAAAGCAACAAGGCUGCCUGUGUAAAGCAAACGUGGUUUUUAGGCCACGGGACUGACAAGAAAUUAUUUACAUGAUCAAAUGCGAUUAAAGCGGUCUCUGAAUUACUGUAGUAGCUAUGUCUUGUCUCCUUGCUGAUUUGAAGCACAACACUUACAAUAUCUGGACAGGUUUUGGCUUUGAACUGUACUUGUACAUAGACUUGGUUUUAAAGGACACUACGCAACCCAGCCAACUCUGUCCUAUUUGUUCUUGCCUUUUUUUGCACACAUGACAUCAUGGCUUGUAUCUAACAUGAAUUCCAGACUCUGGUAAUUUCUUUCCACAACAUUCUAGAUGUGUAAAUAACUUUUUGUUCUAUCUGGCUCUUAGAUGUAGAUAUAGUAAUGUGGCUAUCAUAUAGACAGUGACCAAACAAUGCUGUAACUGUGCUGCUGUUUUCUACCUGUGAUGUACUUGAAGGAGGCUCCUUUGUCAACCUCCACCUUUUUUGUUCUUCCAUGGGUACUUUAUUUUACUACUUUUUUUGUUUCUUAAAUUUGGUAGCCGUCACUUUCCUCUUUCCGUCAUUAGCAUAUUUUGAGGAAUGUUUGAUUGUCUUAACUUUGUAUAGCCCAAACAAAGAAGAAUCUGUUGGAGGAAGAUGUUUUGGACCAAUGUACUUUUGCUUUGUGACUGUGAAAUGUUACCUUUUUUGUAACCCGAGAACAAAAAAUGUUUAGUAAAAAAUAUUUUGUGGGGGGUUUUGAAACUUUUAAGUGCAAUGAAAAAAAAAAAGAGGAUGUUGAAGAAAUGUAUGCGCAAAGAAGUUUUAAAAUAAAAAAAUAAAUUAUAUAUAUAUAUAUA